AUGGAGGUUCAAGCAGAAAUGGAGCCUAGCUCGUCCAUUAGUUUAAUCGCAGCUGUUUCAUAUGGCAUUGCUUCAAUGGCAAUGGUUUUUAUCAACAAAGCUGUGAUUAUGCAGUAUCCACAUUCAAUGACCGUUCUUACCCUACAGCAAUUGGCUACUUCAUUGCUUAUACACUUUGGCAGACGAAUGGGAUACACAAGAGCCAAAGGAAUCGAUAUGGCCACUGCGAAAAAGCUUCUCCCGGUUUCCAUCUUCUACAAUGCGAAUGUUGCAUUUGCUCUUGCAAGCUUGAAAGGAGUGAAUAUUCCAAUGUACAUCGCCAUUAAGAGACUCACUCCACUCGCUGUUUUGAUCGCCGGGUAUCUGUUUGGUAAAGGCAAACCAACAACUCAGGUUGCUCUAUCUGUACUACUGACGGCUGCAGGUUGUGUAAUUGCAGCUCUUGGAGAUUUUUCUUUUGAUCUUUUCGGGUAUGGUUUGGCUUUAACAUCUGUCUUUUUCCAGACCAUGUACCUCGUGCUGGUUGAGAAGUCUGGUGCAGAAGACGGACUUUCCUCAAUCGAGAUAAUGUUCUAUAACAGCUUCCUUUCCCUCCCAUUUUUGUCUUUCCUCAUCAUUGUUACCGGCGAAUUCCCAAACUCGAUAUCGCUAUUGCUUGCAAAGUGUUCUUAUUUGCCGUUCUUGGUGAUUCUCGUUCUUUCACUGGUUAUGGGCAUUGUCCUCAACUUCACCAUGUUUCUUUGCACCAUUGUGAACUCUGCACUAACAACAACCAUCGUUGGUGUCCUCAAAGGCGUUGGCUCCACUACGCUCGGUUUUGUCAUCUUGGGUGGUGUUGAAGUACAUGCUUUGAACGUGUCCGGUUUAGUGGUCAACACAGCUGGUGGUGUGUGGUACUCGUACGCCAAGUACCGGCAGAAAAAGGCUAAACCGGCUAAGCUAUUGUCUGAUUUGGAAGCUCACAAAAAAUGA
Thlaspi arvense is the source of this 972-nucleotide messenger RNA. The record is from the annotation of a GenBank genome assembly. Lineage: Eukaryota; Viridiplantae; Streptophyta; Magnoliopsida; Brassicales; Brassicaceae.